This is a messenger RNA of Hermetia illucens (black soldier fly), 578 nucleotides long. RefSeq names its product 40S ribosomal protein S17 (gene RpS17). Gene Ontology annotation, biological process: translation. The transcript has 3 exons. Gene Ontology annotation, molecular function: structural constituent of ribosome. Bases 125 to 520 code for a protein of 131 amino acids. Lineage: Eukaryota; Metazoa; Arthropoda; Insecta; Diptera; Stratiomyidae. The record is from RefSeq and is a predicted model, not a curated record. Gene Ontology annotation, cellular component: ribosome.
AUUGUGAAUAGUGAGCAUUGCGUAUCUUUGGUACUAGAUCUUAUUGCUCUACUUCGAUUUCUGUCUACUCUGCUUCAACCAGCACUUUUGACAGACCGUUCUUUUCCGGUUGAAACUUUCCAAGAUGGGUCGCGUACGUACCAAGACAGUCAAAAAGGCCGCUAAGGUCAUCAUUGAGAAGUAUUACACCCGCCUUACGUUGGACUACCACACCAACAAAAGGAUUUGCGAAGAAGUCGCUAUUAUCCCAACCAAGCCCCUCAGAAACAAGAUCGCUGGUUACGUUACACAUUUGAUGGGACGUCUCCGCCACUCGCAGGUUCGAGGAAUUUCCAUCAAAUUGCAAGAAGAGGAACGUGAACGUCGCGAUAACUACGUCCCAGCCGUCUCCGCUUUGGAGCAAGACAUCAUUGAGGUCGAUCCAGACACCAAGGAGAUGUUGAAGAUGUUGGAUUUCAACAACAUCCGUGGACUCCAGCUUACACAGCCGGCCACAAACAACUUCAACAGGCGAAACUAGGAGUAGUUCGGGAAAUACUGUCCUUUUACUUUUUAAAAAAUAUAAACUAAAAAGAGGA